AUGUCCGAGUCAAGGUCGAAAUCUCCCCAGGAUGGAGAGAAUGGUGGAUCUUCGGGAGCACAGGACGACAAGCCCCGCCUGACCGAGGAGGAAAAGAAGCAGAAUCAUAUCGCAUCAGAACAAAAGCGUAGAGAAGCAAUCAGAGCUGGGUUCGACCGUCUAUGUGACCUCGUUCCUGGCUUGGAGGGACAUGGCCGUUCCGAGGGCUUUGUUCUCAAGGAGACGGUCAAAUAUGUGAGAGAACAAUUGGCCCGGCGUCGUGAACUGGUCGAAGCCGCUGAGGCGCGAGGAGUCACGGUACCAGAACAUCUUAAAGAGUAA
Hypoxylon fragiforme is the source of this 321-nucleotide messenger RNA. Its product is annotated as helix-loop-helix DNA-binding domain-containing protein. Gene Ontology annotation, biological process: regulation of transcription by RNA polymerase II. The transcript is spliced from 2 exons. Gene Ontology annotation, molecular function: protein dimerization activity; DNA-binding transcription factor activity, RNA polymerase II-specific; RNA polymerase II cis-regulatory region sequence-specific DNA binding. The record is from RefSeq and is a predicted model, not a curated record. The coding region runs from base 1 to 321 and encodes 106 amino acids. NCBI's taxonomy places the organism in Eukaryota, Fungi, Ascomycota, Sordariomycetes, Xylariales, Hypoxylaceae.